This is a messenger RNA of Labrus bergylta (ballan wrasse), 1635 nucleotides long. It is a transcript of the gene hpcal1, whose product is annotated as hippocalcin-like 1. Gene Ontology annotation, molecular function: calcium ion binding. The record is from RefSeq and is a predicted model, not a curated record. Lineage: Eukaryota; Metazoa; Chordata; Actinopteri; Labriformes; Labridae.
GUGCCACAUCUUCCACUGAAUGAUAAAGCCGCUUCACCGGGAACUGGAGGCAGGACCGAAUAAAUAAGAACGUAGCUUGGAAAAACAAAUCCAGCCUGUUGCUGUUUAACAUAACAUAUUUUGUAGUUAGUUCCGGAAUUGACAGGCAGGCGGUAAAAGUAACACGAGCAUCUUGUACAGUUGCCCGGUCUGCUUUUCCCAGAGUUUUAUCAACAGCUGGAGGGGUGAUAGGUUAGGCGACUCCGUUAAGUUGAGGGUUUAGUGACGUCAUAAAGAGGAAAAGUGGGCUUAACCAAAAGUGUGGACUUUUUAACCGGGAGACUCAUAAACAACUCAUGUGAAAGAGGAACAGAGAAAAGAGGACAGAUAGCGACGUUGACCGGAAAAGGUGCAGGGAGAGUGGAAAAUUUAAAGCACAAGGAAAAAAACACUAAACCAGCUAUCUGCCUGCCUGAGAGAGCGGCAUCAUGGGUAAACAAAACAGCAAGCUGCGGCCUGAGGUCCUCAACGACCUGAGAGAAAACACAGAGUUCACUGACCACGAGCUGCAGGAGUGGUACCGCGGCUUCCUCAAGGACUGUCCUACAGGCCAUCUCACUGUGGAGGAAUUCAAGAAAAUUUACGCCAACUUCUUCCCAUACGGAGACGCCUCAAAGUUUGCAGAGCAUGUGUUCCGCACGUUUGACACCAAUGGAGACGCCACCAUCGACUUCAGAGAGUUCAUCAUCGCCCUGAGCGUGACGUCCCGGGGCGGCCUGGAGCAGAAGCUGCGCUGGGCCUUCAGCAUGUAUGAUCUGGACGGGAAUGGGUACAUCAGCCGGGCAGAGAUGCUGGAGAUAGUUCAGGCAAUUUACAAAAUGGUAUCAUCAGUGAUGAAGAUGCCUGAAGAUGAGUCCACACCAGAGAAAAGGACGGACAAGAUAUUCAGACAGAUGGACAUCGACAAUGAUGGUAGAUUGUCUUUGGAGGAGUUCAUCAAAGGUGCCAAGAGCGACCCGUCCAUAGUCAGACUGCUGCAGUCGGAUCAGGGAGCCUCUCGUCAGUUCUGAGGACAGAGACUUUGACAGACACACACUCUCUUUUACACAACCACAAACCCACAUUCAUUCAGCUUUUGAGGCUUGGCUGUCAUCACACCCACCUCGACAGACAUCUUUUCCUUGUAACACUCCGUGUCUGAAUGUUUACAUGGUUAUUUUCUUCAAUGUGGCUCCUUUUCUGUGGACUCUGGUGUGCUCUAGGUUGAUGUAUUCUUAUGUUAAACUCUUGCCUUUAAAUGGCUUCAACCUGUCCUCCAUAAAUGAAGUGCCAUGUCAUAUAUUUAUACUGACCGGAUCAUGAGCUAGUAUUAUUACUCCUACUAUGUUACACUUAAGAGGAAACUCAUUACAUUGCUUGUACAAUUUGAUUCGACUCACCUGUGUUGUUGUCAGGACUGCAGCUUAACAAGUGGAUGUUCUGAACAAGCUCUGUAUGCCUUCGAUAUUGCAUGCGCUCUGUGAUAUACGGUUUCUAAUAUUGUAACAGUUUACGUGAAUAAGGAGGCCGUGGUCGUUUUUAUUCCUUUUUAUUUUUGUAACAAAAAUGUCAAUUUGUUUUCACACAAUUGAAAUAAAGUCGUGUAAGAAAAAUCUA